AUGCGACUCAAGCAAUCUCGGUGCAUCGUUCAUACUGCCAUCCUAUUCGAACUGGCCAACAUCACUGAUGCCAGCCCUCUCAAAACGCCACAUCCAAGAGCGACUAGCUUUGGUCCAACCACCGCCACACAAAAUGAAUUUGCGUCUCAUGCUCUCGAGGUGGCGAGAUCACGAGUUGUGAACUCUUCGACCUGCAAUGCCGAGGACAUCUCUAUAAGGAAGCCAUGGGAGAGUUUGACCAGCGACGAGCGCAUCGCCUAUACCAACGCAGUCAAGUGCUUGAUGGACAAGCCGGCCAAGACCCCGUCAGAUGUGGCACCAGGGGCAAAGACAAGAUAUGACGACUUCAUCGUCACGCACAUCAACCAGACGUUGAGCAUACACUCCACUGCGAGCUUCCUCGGCUGGCACCGCUGGUUCAUAUGGGAGAUGGAACAGACCCUGCGAAAUGAAUGCAACUACACAGGCUCCAUCCCGUACUGGGACUGGGCAAAGACAGCGGAGGAAGGGUUCGCCAGCUCGGAGAUGUUCGAUGGCUCCGCGACGUCCAUCUCUGGCAACGGCGAUCCUGUAAACUACACGGACUCGGAUGUAAUUGUGGUGAGAAAGGGUACCCCUGGGGAGGUUGUCCUGCCGCAUGGCACCGGCGGCGGAUGUGUGACCAACGGGCCAUUCGCCAACAUGACCAUCAACCUCGGACCCGACGGCCUCCUGGUCACCAACGGCACGAACAAGUCCGCAUGGGAGUUCGAAUACAACCCCCGCUGUUUCAAGCGCGACCUGACAGACUACGCACUCCAGCGAUACGCAAACAACUCGAGCGUGCUGUCGCUGCUGCGCGAGUCGGACGACAUCUGGACCUUCGAGACGGCCAUGCAGGGCUCUGUGGAUAGGCGUCCACGGCGGCGGCCACUACGCGCUGGGCGGCGACCCGGGCCCGGUGACCCGGCCUUCUGGUCCCACCACGCCAACAUCGACCGCGUCUGGUGGAUGUGGCAGAUGCAGGACCCGGAUGCCCGCGCCGCCAACGUCUCGACUGCCGUGCGCGGCUCUCUGACCAAGAACGACGCCUACGAGCCGCACGGCAACGGCACCAUCCUGUCGGAGCAGAACCUUGGCUACGUCGCCGGCUGGGAGACUGUGCCCCUGGGCGAGCUCAUGUCUACCACCGAGGGCAAAUUCUGCUACGUGUAUGGGUGA
Messenger RNA from Diaporthe batatas, 1200 nucleotides. RefSeq lists its product as uncharacterized. Gene Ontology annotation, molecular function: oxidoreductase activity. The transcript is spliced from 4 exons. Lineage: Eukaryota; Fungi; Ascomycota; Sordariomycetes; Diaporthales; Diaporthaceae. Bases 1 to 1200 code for a protein of 399 amino acids. The record is from RefSeq and is a predicted model, not a curated record.